Phytophthora infestans T30-4 is the source of this 6903-nucleotide messenger RNA. RefSeq names its product Hect-domain containing peotein, putative. Gene Ontology annotation, molecular function: ubiquitin-protein transferase activity; zinc ion binding. The coding region runs from base 1 to 6903 and encodes 2300 amino acids. Lineage: Eukaryota; Oomycota; Peronosporomycetes; Peronosporales; Peronosporaceae. The transcript has 4 exons. The record is from RefSeq and is a predicted model, not a curated record.
AUGGUUCUCGGAAUGGAAAUCCAAGAUGUGUUGUUAAAACGAGUCGGGGAGAUCGUGUCUCCUCUUCCAGUGUCGGACCAUUCUGUCGUUAUUUUCCAGAACGAGGUGGCUACUGACAAGUUGGUAGAUGCUGCUGACAGUGUGGGCGAGCCAGAUGUGAGCUCGUUGGAAAUCCUCGUUGAUGGAAGUGAUGGGAAGGAUGCCGUGGAGAAGGCGGUAAAGGAAGCAGUGGCCGAAUGCACCGCAGCACAGGCCACAGUGAAGCAUCCAAGUGUGCGGUGUGACGGCUGUAAUCAGAGUCCAUUGCGUGGCUUCCGGCUCAAGUGUUUCACCUGCCCCAACUACGACUUGUGCACGAGCUGUUACACGAACCAAACUCACAACGUGGAUCAUCCUUUUGUGCGCUUAACCGAGUCAACUGGCACCGGAGACCUGCUGCAACCCCGCUCGAAAGGUGGGAGUGUUGUACCCGAGACAGCUCUGGUUGGAUCAAAGCCGUGGAAGGGAAACUUGCUUCGCGUACUGCUUGACGCACAAGGAUACGUUGUUUACUGCCGUGGUAGUCGACGUGAAUGUUGUGAUACUGCCAACGCGCUGGCCAAUUUGGGAUUACUCGUGACUGUCGCGCACUCGGAUGAUAUGGCGAGCGUAAACUCGCUGCGUGACUGGGAACGAAGCGUGCAACUUCUCCUGGAGCCUGGCUCAUCACGUCUCUCUCAUCGACGAUCUUCUGUGUCGAGCGAGAAAAACGCGGCUAGAAGAGCAAAUCGAGAGGUCACCAACGCCCUUAACAGGAAGGCGGCGCUGAUCAACUCGAACACACGUCGAAGUGGUCGCAAGGUUGAGGAUGGGCGACGAUUAGCGUCUGAGGUGAUUGCUAUGCUGCGUUUGAUGGCUUCUGGACGGUCGAAUAUGCAGAGAUGGCGAAGCAGCACAUUGCGAAAGAUGACGGAAGUGCUAGAAAACGCGCCACGCCAGAUUACGGAGGCAGUCGACUUGAAUUGUGCGCUCUGUGAUGCGUACUCCUUGACGCUGGGUGCCGCUCAGGUACUAGGGGGAUUCCGCGAGCCAUUGCGGAUUGGUGGAAACGUUUCGUUGUCGAGUUAUGCAGCUGACAAGGCACGUGGUGGGCACACAGGAGUGGUUUAUUCGUACGCGUUUGGCAAUGACGACGUGGUGGUUGCAAAUCUGGAUGGGUCUACGGAAGGAGCACGAAAUGGAGACACUGCGGGUGACGAUGAUAUUUGCCUCUGCAAACGCUCAACCUCAGAGGUCAAGGCGGUCAGCAGCGUCGCUCUUGACAGAGAUACCGUUGAAUUACUGGAACCUCUCGUUGUUCCCUUUUGCGCUGUGGUAAAAACAGUUUACGAGUGGACGUCUGAUGGCAAAAGCGAUGACAUGGAUGAAGAUGGCACGCCCACUGCAGGAUCUCUGCUACGUUGGGAGCUAGCUUGCGCUCUCGUUCAGUCAUUUUCUGCCAUGGCCCCUUCAUGGCCCUCGCUUUUCGACAACCAAGUGAUCUCAACGAACGGAAACUGCCCUGCCAUUCUUUUUCAGCUUGCACAAUUGUGCGUACGUGACUUGAAAGUGGAAGAUAUCGCCGACAUGCGUGGAUUAUUGUGGAAUAUGGAGUGGCUACGCUCACGAGACGUGCACUUCUCGCUCGCGACACGACCGAUUUCGUCAAGUUCGUUCUCUGUCGGCGACGAUAAAACUUGCGUUCCUCGACCCACAACAUUGGCGCCUGAAGAUUCGUCUGCGUUCUCGUCAGUUGUUAGUGAUGGAGCACUGUCCGUGCCCGAGCCUUCUGAAUAUUUCUAUAACCUGUACGCGUUUUCCGGACGCAGUGACCUGCCGCAACAUUCAGGGCGAAACAAGAUGCUGGAGUACUGGGAAAAGAAUGUCAUCCCGGCGAUCGAGACGUACGUAUCGGGGUCAUUCAAGAGCUACGAAAUGGACUACUUUUUCGCCCAGCUACGUGAACCUUUGAGAGAGGGGAAUGCUGCCGCAGCGUUAAAAAUCGCGUUUACAUUGUGUGACGGUCAUGUACCGUCAGGCUGUCACUACCCAGAUCCAGGCACCGAUUGGACAGCUCUGCAAAUCGACGAUGUGGAAGUUGGGGGUCGCUAUGUGAUUGCUUCGGAGAACGUGGAUGUUGCGGAUUGGUCUCGAGAUAUGUUGUGGACUUUGGGCCACUCAGGAACUGUCCGAGUUGUCGAUUCGUCGGGUAUGGUGCUACUCCAAGUGGUGAAUCCUGUGACGUCUGCCAGUGAAUACUGGUGGUACCACGCUGACAACUUACGUGCGAUGUCGUCGGUGUCGUCGGUCUCUGAGCAGUCGGUCACGGACUUUGAGGCGAGCAGGACUCGGCUGAAGAUGAUGAACCAACAGCUCAUCUACAGCAUCGCCCGAAAGAGCGUGUUUGACCUGUUGCAAGUUGCUCCUGAGCAUGCCAUGAAGAUAUCGAUCGAGACUAGAAAAACAUGUUUAGCGAGGACAAGCUCGUCUCCUCUUCCGUUGCCAUCCUCGUCGUCAAUCGGACACACCGCAACGGCUACGAUGCAGCUGACGACACCGUUGCCCAAGAACCCAGGGAAUGGAUACGACCUAGCGGAUCUGCUCAGACUGGCUGCAGCAGCUGAUCUUGGAUGCCCGGAGAAGGUGCUGUCGUGUGAGAUGGGAAUGCUCUCCGAUUCAACACCUGGGGCUCCUUCAGAAAACAGCAGCAGUCUGUAUUUACGCUCAAAAGUGUCUACGAAAACAGCGUUGAUCACGGUGUUGCAGACGGUGCUGAACAAGCAGUUUGAACGUGCUGCUUCUAGCCCCCCUCCCCCGGUAAUGGACAGAUCCACAUCUUAUGACGAAAAUGCCAGCGUAAUGGUAACAAUGCCGGCGAAGAAACAUAAGAAGCGUGGCAAACAAGGUGCCCUUGCGGGUAAAUUAGCUGCCGUUGGUGCUUCCUCUGCUGCCACUUCGUCUUCAUCGAGCUCGGCGCCUUCAUCAAGUGGAUCUAGCACCUCUCUGAAAUCUACGCAACCGAAGCUACAGCAACCCGAUGUGACACCGGCACUGUCCACACGAAAGCACCGCUACUUGUUGAUGGAGGCACUGCUGUCGGAGCUGAAGACUAGUCUCGACUUGUCCAGUGCCUUCUUGCGAAGCAGAUCGUUCAUGGUGACCAGCGACAGUCCCCCUCAGCCAUUGGUUUUGAUUCACAUUCCAGACGCGACCUGUUUGGUGCUAUCUUUCGCUGUACAUCCCGUCCUGAUGGAUUUACCCGCAGGAAGUAGCCUGGAAUUCUUCCGCGACGAACGGUGCACAGAUCGAUUGUUUGGGUACUUUGGAGAUAAGCGUGGACUUAGUUAUCUGCCCCCGCUCGUGGUUCCUGGUGACAAAUGCUACGUGCGAAUGUCCCAAGGUACCUACGCUCGAUACAAGUUUCGUGUGGAUCCUUUCACUGCUGAUUUUGGAUUGGCGCUGUGGUUGUGCGAAGAGAUCUACCAGAAGCUGUUGGCGGUUCAACUUUCUCAUUACGAAGUGGAGACUGUGCUUACUACUGCGCUGAAUGCGCUGGUGGAGUACCUAAUUGCGACCACUGCAUGUCUGCCAGCUAAUGCGAAGACUGCUGUGUACCAGAUCACAGCUAAACUGAUCAACUUCGCCUUGAGCAAGGGAGCAAUGCACUCGGUUCCAAUCGCUAAGCUGUCAGGACUGGUGAAAGAGUUAACCUUUGUGCACGACAACGAACGUACUACGCAAAAGGGUCUCUUCUCCCUGUAUACUCAGCAGCUGGCCGAACUCAUUUCCCUGGUUGAAGAAGUAUCCUCACUCAAGGGUGGAUCAUCAUCAAUACUUGGCGGUGCUUGGUGGAAGGAGUUUGUGCGGAUGGCUGUGUUUACCAGAGUGUUGGCCCAAGGAAAGCGAGAAAUUGCGACUCCUGACGCCUUCAAACGAGUUUACUGCGGUCGUGCUCCUAUUCGGGAGAUUCAGACAGCACAGACUGCUCUCGCUACACAUGAUUUGUUCGGCGAAAGGAUCAUCUUUCUGCAGAAUUUGCCACGCACGUCGAAUGUUGCGGAGCUAAAGGCGAGCGUGUCAAAGUUCAUUGUGCAUCUAGCACUGGAGGAAUGCGGAGAGGCCGAUGACCAAAACGUGUAUUCCGCUGCUGCCGUCACUCGUUUUGGCAUUGUUUCCAAUAUCAUCUACAUGCCGGUCAACGCUGAAGGCCAAACAGAGGGCUAUGCCAUGAUAGAUGUUGGCCGAGCUGACGUGAUCGACGACUUGCUGACUCGAAUCUCCAAGGAAACGUUCGAGUUUGAAGGUGGGACUGCCACGGAGGAAGAUCAUGAGCUACUCGCUAGAAUUGAAGCUGUGUGUCGCCCUCCAGAGAGCUCCAGUGGGAAAUCGAACGAUGGAAAUGACUGCUGCUCUGAUGGUGCUGACCCAAGCGGUGAUGUCUGGGCCUGCAGUGUGUGUACGCUGGAAAACUCUCUUGCCGAUGCGGGGUGUGCAGCAUGCGGCUCUCCUAUCCCGCCAGAAAUGGCGAAUUUGGCUCGAGAUGUUCAGGCCCCGUCACUGUCAGCCAGGUCCGAAGCACAGACGACUGGAUUGGAAGCUGCUGCUUCUAGCGGCUGGUCAUGUACCACCUGCACGUUUGCUAACAGUUGGACAGAUACGACCUGUGACGCGUGCACAAUGGAACGCAGUGCAGAUUUAGUGCCUCCAUCGUCUGCUACGAGGGAAGACAGUACCCAGAAUGAGAGUGAUCCAGUGACUGAUGGUGCGGAUACUGAGGCAUCUUCGCGAUACAAACUUAGCGCUGCUCGAUUUGUUGACAUGGUACGCGUAGCAGAUGAAACCAGUGACGCACCCAAGCAGGUGACUAGCUUCCUACACCACCGGUUUUUCUGGACUGAAGCCGAUGCCGACGAAGCUAGUGGAAUGACUAUAGAGCUCCGUCGUGUGCUAGAGCAUGACAUAUCUCAGUAUUCCUCGUCACCCGCUAGCAAGAUGGCGAUUGAGGCGCUCGCUGUGUUAGCUGGUGUGACGAAGAAAUCUUCAUGGGAAGAUCUAUCGAACGAGAAGCGAUUAAACAAAUUAACUUCAGCGAAGGCGCUGUCCGAGGUAAAGGACAAAACUCUGGCAGUGUACAAGUGGCUCCGCUCAUCAGGGUAUGAUCUUCAAUUCGAACUGAGCCACUAUGGAUCUAUGGACGACGCGAUGAAAGCUCAAGCGAAGUGGACACACCAGAUGGACUGUCAGCUCAUUGCGGUAUGUCGGGAGCUCAGUGGGAGAAUGGGUGUGCUCAUGUUGACAGAUUUGUGUCCAAGCCAUUUGAAUGCAAGCCAUGCGCGCGAGUACAUGCAGAUAGCUUCACUUGAGACGCGCGACUUGCGACUUCGGUUUGCGGUAUUGCAAUCGCUGAACAAGCUGCUGGUUGAAGCGUUACCUCUUGUAAAUCUUCGUCCAUGGAGCGACCCAAGCUCGUUACGCAGUCGUAUUGUGUCGAUACGCCAGUUGAUUUUCCCCGGAGUCAAGAUUCGUUUUUUUGCCCAGACUCAAGACAACACGACGCUGGCGCAUUCUGUCUUCGUGGAUACGAAUGCUAAGCGACCCAUGGUGACGAUCGACCGAAGGAAGAUCGCAGGCAAGCGCGGAGGCGUUUGUGCUAGCACCACGGAGGCCGCGACAUCAUUGGUGGCUCUACGCGAUCCCAGACGAUCUCUGUUUGCUUCGACGAUGAAGCAAUUGAGUGCUAUCUCUCCAUCUUUGCUGCGUGCGAAGCGACCGACGGGUGCAAGCGACCCCUUUGUGUCGUUUAUUGUCAUCUUUGCGGGUGAGAAUGUCGUAGGCGAGGGAGGUCCGUACCGCCAGCUUUUCAACGAUAUAUCGAACGAGUUGCUUGCCAGCGGCAACCCGCUAUUCAUCCCGACACAAAACAAUGUCAUGAAGGCAGGAGAGUUCCGCGAACGCUACAUGCCCAAGCCGAGCAGCACGUCCAAAGAGUUGUUGCAAAUGUUCGAGUUUGUUGGAAUCCUGAUGGGCUGCUGUCUGCGCACUGGCGUUCGACUCAAUCUCCGUCUGGCGCCGCUGGUAUGGAAGAUGCUAGUCAAACAAAAUCUCGUCCUCACGGAUCUCGAGAGUGUAGAUUACUCGCUGUGCGAGAGUCUGAAAUUCCUCGAAGAACUCGCGUCCGCUCCAAGUGACGACCUCAGCGAGGUACUGUUCGAUUCGUUCACCACAACUCUCAGUGAUGGAACAGUCGUCGAGCUGAAGACUGGAGGACAACAGCUAUCUGUGACGAAGGCCAAUGCGAAGGAGUACAUUCGACUUGUAAAAGCCACUCGGUUGCAGGAGUGCAAGCCCCAGGUGGACGCUAUGCUGCGUGGUCUAGGCAAGAUCGUACCAGUCCAGUUGCUGCAAUUGUGUGUGUGGUCUGAGCUGCAGCAAUGGGUGAGUGGCAGUCUGAAAAUUGAUAUUGAUCUGCUCAAGCGCCACACUCGCUACUCUUCGGGCAUGAGCCCUGAGCAGUACCCGCACUUGGAGAUGUUCUGGAAAGUGCUGUCGAGUUUCAGCGAGGAGAACAAGCGCCGUUUUAUCAACUUUGCUUGGGGCCAAGACACUCUACCUGCUGACGAUGCAGAGUUUGAUCGAACACACACUCGUUUGCUCAUCAAGGCGCCACCCCAAGACAGCGGAGUGAACCAGGACGCGCUGUUGCCUAAGGCUGAUACGUGCUUCUUCAAUAUCGAACUACCUGUGUAUUCAAGUGAAGAAAUCAUGCGCGAGAAGCUCCUGCUGGCGAUCACGCUGUGCACUAGUCUCGACGGUGACGAACAGACAGCCGGCCACGAUAUCUAUUACGCCGGUGACGAGCUUGAUGACGAUGUCAUGGAUAAAUAA